UUUUCUUCAUACAGGCUGACUCUUCGUGCAGGAUUUGAUUGAUUAACAAUGAAUUAAUCUGGUUCAUGAAGGCGACUAUAGCCCACACAAACCGGCUAUCCCCACCAUCGCCCUGGCAACAUACGCUCUUUGAACAAGUUACUUCACACUUUAACCCAGAGGCUUGUGAGGGUUUUUGCAUGAACGGAAACAUGACUCAACGACCACUUCCCUGAGAGCGGAGUUCAGAUCAUGCUGCAGAGCGACCAGAGGUCCAGAUGAAGGGUGUUCAACUCGUGGAGGGGGGCUCUGUGUUUACAUCAGUGAUGCUCGGUGUCGGGUCGUUGCUGUAGUUUGCAGACACUGUUCACCGCCUGUAGAGUUCAUGAUUAUAUUACCAAGUGCCGAGGGAGUUUACAGCUGUUCUGUUUACAUCCCUUCGAGCUCCAACAACAGCAGCAGCAGCAGCAGCAGGAGUGAGGCACUAAGGGAACUUUAUCAGCGCAUCAGUGAGUCAGCCCACCCUGAUGCUUUUCUCACCUUGGCUCGGGAUUUCAACCACGUAAACCCAAAGUGAGCCGCCUGACCCUGUGGUGCAGUGUCAACAACCCGACUCUGAAUGUCGAGAAGACGAAGGACAUUGUUGGGGACUUCAGGAGAUCGCGCACCCAGCGGAGGGUGGUCAGGGGAGCGUCCCUGACCACCAGCGGCGCCGCUGUGGAGAGGAUAUCGUCCCUCAGCAGCAGAGUCUUCAUGGUGGUCGACAGUCACCGGUGCACAUGUGGUUAAAACCUCCACACACAGCAUGAACACCUCCACCCUCUCCAUCCUGCUCGGACUGGGAGGGAAAUGUCUGCUCAACUGGGUCCUGGUGUUUCUCCAGAGGAGACACAUCUGCAGGAGCUUUGUGGGGGUUUUCAGCGUGUCCCUGUCUGUCUUGGACACGGCCAUGACCCUCAUCUUCGUCUCCAUUCACAUCCACGCUGAAGGACCCCUCUUCCUCUUGGACUGGCAGCUGACCAGAUAUCACACGUGUUUGCUGGUUCAAAUCCUCGGACAAGUCCACAGUGUCCUGCAGUGGCCUGUUGUGCUCGUGGCCAGUUUGGACCAUUUCUGCACCGUGUCUCUGCCACCGGCCUCCUUCAGGGUGAAAUGGAUCGUUUACUCAUUUGUGACUGUCCUACUGUGGAACCUCACUGCUCUCUACGUCUUCCUGCUCUCUGACUUCAAUCCUGUCCUGGAGGACGUGUCUCACUACCAAAUAAACCAGUGCUGGGUGUUCCACAGCACUCAGAUCCUGCAGGUUGUCACGCUGCUCUCCUUGACUCAGGCCUGUGCCGUGCUUCAUGCUGUUUGCCACUCUAGAUUAUCACAAAAUCCUUCUCUGAAGAAUCAAAUUACAAACCAGAGCAGAACUCUCUCCAGGAGAAGCUUUGUUUGCCAGGUCCUGAGUAUGUUUCUGAGCACUUGGGCCCCUCUGCUGAUUUUUCUGGCCGUGCUCCUCCUGCUUCCCGUGAGAAUACCGUCAUACCUGGGUCUGAACGUUGCCUGGCUCUGCUUCCUCAACAGCUUUCUGAUCGCACUUGUUCUAAGUGUAGUCUGUCCAACCCCACAGUUCGCACAGGGCUUGGCAGCAGUUCCAGCGGACAGCUUCUGUGAGUGGAGGGUUAAAUUUAACUUGGCUGCAGAGGACAGAACAUGACGGCACCCAGUAAUUUAAUGUAGGACACACGUCAGAAGAAAUGAAAUUAGAUGAUGGAACCUGAAUGUGAGAAAAAAUUUCGUUUCUGGAGAACAGUGUCACUCUAGUGAUGCUGUCAGUCAGUCCAACAUGUUUAGACUAAAAUAGCUCAACCACUAUUGGAUGGAUUGCUAACAAAUAUGAUUUUACAAACAUGAUCAUAAGAGAAUUAUUAGAAAUGGAUUUUGGGGCCAAAGCCAAUAAUAGGGAGUUGAAAACUCCCAAUAUAAUAUAUUGCUUAUAUGUUUACAACACAAACCUUGUUUUAUUGAGCCUAUAUUUGUUUACAACUCGUAAAAUCAAGUGUAAAAUGUCUUAGUAUCAGUUCCUGUUUGUUGUACACUGUCCCUGAAUCAUUUGGAAUUUUUAAGAAUGUGGGAUUCUCAAGCAGUUUCAGAUCGAUUGUUUAUUUCAUAAUUUCUAAGCAGGUUUUUUGCAAAGACAUCGGAGAUAAUGAUAGUGAGUAAAUCACACUGAUGCUAAAACUGUUGGAUUGAUUUCUAAUCCAGAUUUGUGUCCAAAUGAACGUAAUCUGGUGUUGAGCGUGUUUUUUUUUAAAGUAGCCUAUAGAUGAAUUUAAUCAAUAGUAAUAUUAUCACUAUUGUUAUUGAGUAAUGUGCACGAAACUGGAUUAAACAUAAACCUCAGGGUUGGAAGAUUGUUCAGAAUGAUUUUUUGAUAUGCCU
This is a messenger RNA of Paralichthys olivaceus (Japanese flounder), 2406 nucleotides long. RefSeq names its product G protein-coupled receptor 160 (gene gpr160). The record is from RefSeq and is a predicted model, not a curated record. Gene Ontology annotation, cellular component: plasma membrane; signaling receptor complex. Lineage: Eukaryota; Metazoa; Chordata; Actinopteri; Pleuronectiformes; Paralichthyidae.